Molecule: messenger RNA, 2466 nt
Organism: Microcebus murinus (gray mouse lemur)
Lineage: Eukaryota; Metazoa; Chordata; Mammalia; Primates; Cheirogaleidae
Source: RefSeq, a predicted model, not a curated record
UCAGAGUGUUAAGCCCUGGGAUCGAAUGUUAGGGGGCAGCAUUGGAAGAGGUCCUCCCUCCUCCUGCUAUCACUGGCCAUUCCAACCAGGGAGAGAGUCACAGGAAAUGGCCCAGGGCUCAAAUAAGCUGAUGGAAGGAAGCAGGAUGGCCGAAAGGACCAGAGAACAGGGCGAGCUUCCCCCACCUACACUCAGGGAGCCAAAGUGCAGACCGGAGCCUGCUGGAGGCGGGUGUCUUUGGGCUGCCGGGGGCUCCCAGAGGGUUCUAGAACACAGCAGGCUCACCAUGCUGGCCUGCUUCACCCUGCUUCUCCUGACGGGGCUGUCCUUGUGCGCUGCGGCAGGUGAUGGUGGAAAGGAACGGGCACUCAGCACUGAAGCAGAGCCCUGGGUAACCGUGACCUUGGAGGAAGGCGCCCCGUCCGUCACCCAGCGCCAGCUGCAGCAGGUGAAGAGGGGCAAGGCGAGCCAGUUCUUCGGGCUGAUGGGGAAGCAGAUGGGAGGAGCAACUCGGAUCCAGCCAGGGAGAAGAGCAGCACCAGGGUAUCAGUCAGAGCAAACGGUCCCGGGCCUCCUGGGCAGGAGAAGACCGUGCACAGCAGGCAGAGAGGGCGAGGACCAAGGUUCAGAGUGAGAGCCUCCACUGCAUGCUUCUCGGAGGCUGCCGCCCCUCCCUACCUGGAUGUCGAAGCUGACCAGCUGGCAGACCAGACCCCUUCUCCGUGUGUCUCCUGAUCCCAACACUGGCAUUUCACACAAAGCCCAAACUGAACUCAUGGGGCUUUCUCUGGGACUCUCAGUGUCAAGCAGUGUCACACUGUGUGUGAGUGCACAGUGGUCACCCUCUUGAGCUGGAGCGCCGCUGCCCUCCUGCACUCAGAGCCCUCGUCUCACCGCGCGGUGGCAGGAGCCUCGCACACUGUGCACCGCCUGUGCCCAGCACACGGGAGGGCUCAAUAAAGGAGUGACCAGUGACCGUGACCGGCUCCUUCUCCAGCGCACGGCAGGGGGCAGGAGUGGCCUCCCUGGCAUUUGAGCAGGCCAAGAGGCCUUUUGCAGAAUUGCCAAGAGAAAUACUAAGCAGCCCUGGUCCUUGGGUGGAAAAACAGGCUUAGGACACAGGAAAGGACAGGUAGAAAUGGGAAAGAAGUGGGAUAGAGGCUGUGACAAGGUGGAGAGGUACUGCAGGCACCUUGGAGUGGAAGGGAUUUGAAGGCAAGGGGUCUUUGUCCCCUUUGGGUUCCUGUGAGCCCCAGCCUGAAAGAAGACACCCUCUCCCUACACGGUCAUGAUCUCAAGGGCUUGUGUCUCCUGACUUGGAGAAGAAUUGGCUCCCAGGUCAUCCAUAAUUCAUUCAUAUAAGGUGGCCCUUCACUAACUGCUUUGCUUUUAGGACAGUUAGCCCCAUUCCCGAGUGCGGGAGAGCUCCUGAGCAGUGAAACGGCUUCCGACUGCAGGGAGCCCCGGGCUUAUGGGGAGACCACUGUCCCUGCCCUGGUAUUAAUAGUUUACAGGCAGGUGGGACACAAAGUUUCUCAGGAUACUCAGAAAGAGGCACCCCGCAUCAUGGGAUGCUAGGGGCACCCCGGGUGGUGGGCACCCCGGGUGGUGGGCACUGAGGUGUGAACCACAGAGGAGCUGGGGGCCGUGCAGGCCGGCGCAGCGGGAGAGGUGCGUUAGGUCACUAGGCUACAACACGUUUAGCUUCUCCCUGUCCCUCUCUCUGAAAAGAAGGAAAUGGGUUAGGAGUUUUUCUGGGAGGUUAAUUCUUUGCAGUGGGGGAGGGGGAGCCAGGCUAUAUUUAAAAGGAGGGGAAGCUGGUGUUGGCACGGAAGGCAGGACCUUCCGCUGGGUGCCAGGAAAGUUUUCAGGAGACUGCUGAGAGGCCAACUGGCGCCAGCACAGGCGGGAAGACUCCUUCCACUCGGCCUGUGGAGAAGUCUCUCUCCAAGGAGGACUGUUCAUCGUGAGCCCCGGAUGAACCUCAGGCCUAGACUUCAUUUUCAUACCUUACCGCCGUGUCCAGUGAUGGAUGUGGGGGUAGGAACAGGGCAAGCCUCCUCCUUGGAGUUUCACACUGCCGGAUUUCCCAGUUAAUGUCCUUCUCCUUCCCCCUACUCCCAACCUCCUAACCCACCAGGCCUCCUCCCCACCCAGAGGUGAGGUCCCAAGAGGUGGUUCCCUACAAUAACCCAACUCAAAAGACCAGCAAAGAGGGCUGAAGACUUUAUUCUUGUGUUUGAAGUUUGGAACAUUUAGGAAAAAAUGAAAUUCACCAAAUACUUUGUGACUUUCCUGUAUGUGCCACACUUUACUAGGAACUUCGAUGGACUGGGAAUAUGAUUAUGUGGGAAUGGAAUUUGCCCCCAAAGACAUGAUGGCCUUAUAGGAGAGCCAAGACACACUCACUCGGUACAAAGCCCACAUUCUGUUCUCCAAUCUUAUCUUUUUUCAAACCCACCACAU